This is a messenger RNA of Oppiella nova, 1560 nucleotides long. Lineage: Eukaryota; Metazoa; Arthropoda; Arachnida; Sarcoptiformes; Oppiidae. The record is from the annotation of a GenBank genome assembly.
UAGAGUGUUGCCCAUAGCUUGUGUGCUGUGUGUGUGUCUGUCGAGCGAUAUAACCACCCGGUGCUCAGAGCUCUGGUAGUGUGUGUUUCUGUGCGUUUGGCAGCAGCGGUGUUAUGUUGUGUACCCUCUCACUAGCUAUACUACUAUCGCUAUUCUCCAGUCACUAACUCGUAUUCAUACACUCAUUGGGAACAGUAGUGUCUCUCGAGUCUCAGUCUUACGCUAAGUCUCUGGAAACAAAAAGCCUAACCAAUCGGUCCGAUAGCCAGUCCCUAUCCGACCGCGUAUUUCGCUCAGUAGUACCGCUCUCUCGUUGUGUGCGUACGUCACCCCACGAGACCCAGUCUACUGACAUAUAAUUGUUUUAAUUAGUGAUCCGAUUGAGAGAUACGGUGCGAGAAAAAAGUUGUCGAAAAUAUUUUGCGGCAAAAAAAAGUUUGCGAAAACCCAAUUCUCGCGAAGAAUAUUCCGGGAAUAAUAUAUUCGCGACUAUUAUUAUUAAUUAUAUAAACGGAUUAUACAUUUGACUGUUGUUGUGAAAGUUUGUUUUAUUUGUUUGUUGAUUGUGUGCAGUGUUUUUUUGUGGGAUAUAUCUUAAAGAAUAUUUGACAAAACUUAUCAAGCGAAUUUGUUUGCGAGAAUAUUCUGUGUGACAAAACACCGCUAAUCGUAUAUAAAGUGACAGAAUAUUGUCGACCAGAAUUUCCUAGCAGAAUAUAUUGGGCAGUGAUUGUUGUUUGUGACAUAAAAAUAUACUUGCUAAUUGCGUGAAUUUAGAAAUAUUGUCCGGACUACAAGUGCGAUAUUUUGUUUGAUCGGGGCCUACAUUCUAGUGAAUAUAUUCACCUGGUUUGAAAAUAUUCAGCAUUAUAAUUGCAAAUCCAUCGCAAAUUAUCAGUAAAAACACACAAAUUAUUGUGCUUUUCAAGUGAUUUGUGACACAACUGUCCGCAACUGUAUAUUAAACUACAAUCUCUGUCUCUGUAUAACAAAAAUCUAGUGAUCAGUCUAUCAUUGCCUAAUCGCAUACCGGUGUGAAUAAGGCGAUACCUACUACGACUAGUUAAUUGCCAAAUAUAUAUUAGAUAUUAAUAUAUAAAUCUCAGCAACGACAAUAGAGUAGUAUAUUGUCAAGAUUGUUUGAUUAUUGUAAAUUUGUCGGUCACAAAAUAAGCCAGCAAAAUUGAUUAUCAAAUGGAAACCGAGUCGCAAACCGUUAGCAAUAAUUCUGCCAAUUCUAGCGAUGGUGUGCCCCACGACUCGCCCUAUGACCAGGACUUGAAAAUGUUUAUCGGCGGUCUCAGUUGGCAAACAGCCCCGGAAGGCCUUAGGGAGUACUUUAGCAAAUUUGGUGACAUAACCGAAGUAAUGGUUAUGAAGGAUCCCACAACUAGACGAUCGAGAUAUUCAUGCGAUGCCAUACAGACACUCGUGUGUCUCGUUGGGAGUGGUCUAUGGGGACAGUUAGCCUUGGAGAAAAUUUUUGAAACGCCGGCGCCCCUCCGACAUGCCUACCCCUCUCACAACCAUACAUACACUCCGAACACAUACCCUUCCACU